AUGUUGCCGAAGUAUUCUUCCAAAGAUGUUCGCGCGCAUACGUCGGAUAACGACCUCUGGAUCGUCAUUCGCAAUACAGUUUACGAUGUCACAAGUUACCUAGAGGAACAUCCAGGUGGUAUCGAAAUAUUGAAAGAAUGCGCUGGCACAGAUGCAACCGAGGCAUUUGAGGAUGUUGGCCACUCGGAGAGAGCGUGGGCUGCUAUGGAGUCGCUCAUGGUUGGCGAACUAUUGGCAAAUGAACGAAGGGAAUUGGUGGCGCUCUAUCAGCCUACCUAUGAACACGUCGGAACAGUUUCCGUCUUGACCAAGAAGCCAGUGAUGAAAUGGCUCAUGAGUUUAUCAAUCAAGGGCAUGUGGCUGAGCCUGACCGGUGCCCUUCUCUACAAAGGUAGCCAUCGUCUUCUUGACCAAGCUCGCCAAAUGCGCCUCUCGAACGCAUUUUGGUAUGGAUUCCUCAGUUCAGCAACGGCACUUUCCAUUGCCUCGACCGGCAUCGGGUACUAUCUGGUCUCAAUAUUUAACGCUAGCCACAGCGUGAAGAAAUAUCCCUCCAGGCAAAGGGCGUCGCAGAGAGUACUCCUUGGAGACAACUCAAGUACUGCAAAUACCGCGAUCCUUGACGCUCGAGCCUACCGCAAGUUCCCAUUAUCCAGGAAAGAAGGGAUUUCCCCUAACGUCUUUCGCUUCACCUUUGCUCUGCCAAACCCUUCGGAUAGUCUGGAUUUGCCAAUAGGACAACACGUCUCAGUGCGUGCCGACAUAGAUGGUCAAUCAGUUACCCGGUCAUACACUCCAAUUUCAAACAACAAAGACAAUGGCGUGAUUGAAUUGAUCGUUAAGAUUUACGAACAAGGCAUGUUGACAAGAUAUUUGGGCUCAUUACAGGUUGGCGAUGAGUUAGAAUUCCGCGGCCCUAUCGGGCCUAUGAAGUACCGUUCUGGGCUUUGUAAACACAUCGGCAUGAUCGCAGGAGGUACUGGUAUCACCCCCAUGUAUCAGCUUAUUCGGGCCAUUUGCGAAGACGCCUCGGACAACACAACUGUUAGCCUCCUAUAUGCCAACAACACCGAAGAAGAUAUUCUCCUCAGGCCGGAGCUUGACCACUGGGCAGCGAAGUGCCCGACAAAGUUCAACAUAUCAUACGUCCUGUUGCAUCCGCCUCGGGAAUGGAAGCAUUACACAGGAUUUGUGACAAAAGAGCUCCUCAGAGAAAAAAUGCCAAUUACUGCUCUGGACUCUAAGAUUAUGAUGUGCGGGCCUCCUGGAAUGAUCACUGUAAUGAAGCAAUAUGCUGGAGAACUUGGACUUGAAAUACCUGGCGCAAUUUCUAAAGCCACUGAUCGAGUUUUUGUAUUUUGA
Messenger RNA from Cladophialophora psammophila CBS 110553, 1362 nucleotides. RefSeq lists its product as uncharacterized. Lineage: Eukaryota; Fungi; Ascomycota; Eurotiomycetes; Chaetothyriales; Herpotrichiellaceae. Gene Ontology annotation, molecular function: oxidoreductase activity; heme binding. Gene Ontology annotation, cellular component: endoplasmic reticulum. Bases 1 to 1362 code for a protein of 453 amino acids. The transcript is spliced from 3 exons. The record is from RefSeq and is a predicted model, not a curated record.